UGGACGCACCCAAACAAAACUAAAUGGAAUCGAAACAGCUGUUGAAGGAUUGACAUCAGUAAUGCAGCAAAUCCGAGAGCAACUGGAAAGUCUCACGACAAAAGUGGCAAGAAUUGAACAGAUUAGCACAUGGUAUCAAGCGCGGAACUACUAUUACUACAAACUAUUUCACAACAAUGCCACUUACGCAGAGGCAAAGACAAAUUGUAAGAGACUUGGAGGCCAACUGGCAUCAGAGGGAUAUCGAGAUGCAGACGUUCGCAGAGAAAUCUUACCCUUGGUCAAAUCUGGAGGAUCCUCCACUUGGAUUGGUUUGAACGACAUUCAAGAGGAAAACACGUUUAUCUGGGAAGAUGGUGUAACGGCGACUGCAGGUUCUAUUCCAUGGCAUGAGGAUCAACCUAACAGCUAUGACGGUAAUCAAGAUUGCGUUGAAAUGGGGCCUAACUGGGAUUGGGAGUUGAACGAUGAAGAUUGUAGCGUCAAAUUUAAAUAUUUAUGCGAGAUUGGACCAUAA
Messenger RNA from Styela clava, 517 nucleotides. NCBI's taxonomy places the organism in Eukaryota, Metazoa, Chordata, Ascidiacea, Stolidobranchia, Styelidae. The record is from RefSeq and is a predicted model, not a curated record.